AUGGCUUCCCGGGCAGGUCCGAGAGCAGAAGGCACAGACGGCAGUGACUUUCAACACCGAGAACGGGUUGCAAAUCACUAUCAGAUGAGCGUCGCUUUGAAGUCUGAAAUCCGUAAACUUAACAUUGUGCAUCUGCUGAUCUGGAUCCUGAUGGCUGCUCAGGUGACGGUGAGCCAGUUGGGCCUGGUGUCUCACAAGAUCGUGGCCUCGCCGUACCAGUGGGAGUACCCCUACCUCCUGAGCGUGGCCCCGACCGUCUUCAGCUUCCUGGCGCUGCCCCGGAACAACAUCAGCUACCUGGUGAUCUCCAUGAUCAGCGCGGGGCUGUUCUGCGUGGCGCCGCUCCUCUACGGCGGGAUGGAGAUGUUCCCCGUGGCCCAGCAGCUGUACCGCCACGGCAAGGCCUACCGCUUCAUCUUCGGCUUCUCGGCCGUGUGGGUGAUGUACCUGGUGAUCGUGGUGGCCGUGCAGGUGCACGCCUGGCAGAUCUACUACAGCAAGAAGCUGCUGGACCAGUGGUUCACCAGCACGCAGGAGAAGAAGAAGAAGUAG
Molecule: messenger RNA, 552 nt
Organism: Menidia menidia (Atlantic silverside)
Lineage: Eukaryota; Metazoa; Chordata; Actinopteri; Atheriniformes; Atherinopsidae
Source: the annotation of a GenBank genome assembly